UUCAGUGAAUCUAACAAUCAUCCAGCAAGGGAAGCGACGAUUGGAGCAAACUUCCAUCUCACUGGAGUUGUGUAGCCAAAUGUAGGAUACUAUUUAAAAAUGUUCACUAGAAAGAAAAGGGAAUUGAACAAAAAGACAAUUUCAAAGAAGAGUCAGGGGGAAAGCUUUGGGUCCCACAACUCAUCACCAACUUACCUCAAGGAACAAACCACUAAAGAUGGCGUCUUCGACAUCCACCUCCCUUUACAUCCCUCCGUCCAGGACACGCAGGCUCCUUGCUGCCCCACAACCCCCUGUCUACUACACCCCAGGCUGGCCACAGCCCACAGCUCUUCACACAUCCCUGGGGCCUUACUCAAACGGCCCACACUCCUGAGCCGAAAUGCCAGUGCGGCUGGCUUUCCCCUACAGGUGGCUGGAGCCUGGGUUUUCAGUAAGACCCAAAGGAAGGGAGUGAGCCGGGCCUCCAGCCCAACCACAGAGGUCUCAGAAGUGGGUAUCGAGGUGGAUGACAUCCCCCAUCUGCUCCGGGAUGUGGCUCAUUUUGCUGAGGCCGUGGACAGGCUAAAGGAGAUUGUUUUGGGGGAAGACAGGCUGGUAGAUGAACUCUCUGACAGCCACCUGGACCGUCGCACCCAGGCCCAGGAGUGUUUGGGAGAGGUGUUACGUGUUUUGAGACAGGUGAUUGGUACAUACCCUCUCCUCAACACUGUGGAGACCCUCACUGCUGCUGGGACACUCAUCUCCAAAGUCAAAGGGUUUAGUUACGACAACAGCAGUGACAAGCGCCGGCAGGACUUUGACAAGGCCAUUGAGACCAUGGCUGUGGCUUUCAGUAGCAAUGUGUCCGAACUCUUGAUGGGGGAAUUGGACAGCAGCACCCUCCUGUCUCUACCUCUAACAGACAGGAGCCGGUCUGUGGAGAACCUACAUGACUUAGACUGUGUCCAGGUGACACACUGCCAGUGCCAAGAGAGGAGUAACCAGGAGGACUGCUGUAUGCUGAGUGGGGAGAAGGUGGACCUCCUACUGCAGUUGAGCAAGGGAGGAGUGGACUUGGCUUUCUCCUAUGCUAAGGCUGUGUCCAGAUAUAUAAAAGACGUCAUCAGCUACUUAGAGAAACGGACUGCUUUAGAGAUGGAGUUUGCCAAGGGUCUUCAGAGGCUUUAUCAGUCUUGUAAGCAGACUAUUGCACAGCCCCACAUGCCAUUCUUCUCCAUCUACUCCCUGGCUCUGGAGCAGGACUCAGAGCAAAGUGUUGAGGUGCAGCAGACGACUGCAUCCAUACAGACGUUUUUACAGCAUCUCAUGCAGUGUAAGCAGGAGCAUGAAAGGAGAUGUAGAGAGAUCCGAGAGCAGUGGCAGAGGCCUCAGAGAAAACUGAUUGAUGCGGAGAGUAUUCUGCGUAAGGCUCAAGGCUUGUACAUGAUUCGCUAUGAAGAGUAUGACAAGGCCAGGAGCCGGGCGGAGGAGGAGCUACAAGUUGGAGGGGGUGGUCCUAAAGCAUUGGAACGGAAGAGGCGAUUGGAGGAGGAGGCCAGGGCUAAGGCUGAGGAGGCGGAGGCUGUGUACCGUGCAUGUAUAUCUGAGGCAGAGGCACGACUCCAGGAGAGAGAGCAGACUAAAAUAAGCACUCUCAGACAGAUCCAUGAUGUCAUUAGACACACCGACCACACCCUCAGAUCUGUCACGGUUUCCUACUACCAGCUGAUGCACAUGCAGACGGCGGCCCUGCCUCUUCACUACCAGACCCUGUGCGAGAGCACCAAGCUCUACGAGCCAGGACAACAGUACGCCGCUCACGCCCGACUCCUGCACACCGGCCCAGAGAACGCCAGGCUUCUGCUGACAAACCCAGAACCUACAGCUCACUUCCGCUUCGAAGCCUACUCCACAAACCAGCUCCCUGGACGCACGCGCAAAACCAGCUCUACCACAGAAGCACCUAACUGCAUGGGGGAGGAAGAGGAGAGGGCUGGAGACAUUGUCACACAGAGGGCCUGCCAUGGUUAUCAGACACUUAAGUCCUGGCCAUCAACGAUGAGUGACUCAAACAGUCUGGGAGGAGUCUAUGUUCUGGAGACACCCAGCACAGAAAUAUGUGUUUCAGGGAUCCUAACUAAAGCCGACGAGGAGCUGGUGGAGCCUGAUGAAAAUGUCGACUCAUUUGAACAGGAGCCAGAGAUGGCCGUUCCCACCGGUCCCUUCCGAAAUGUGCGAAUGUCUGAGGCAGCGAGGACCCACCGCCUUCGCAAACUCCGUACGCCCGCUAAAUGCAGAGAGUGUGACAGCUAUGUGUACUUCCAGGGUGCAGAGUGUGAGGAGUGUCUGCUGGCAUCCCAUAGGCGUUGCCUGGAAAGCCUGGCUAUCCAGUGUGGCCAUAAGAAGCUACAAGCUCGUCUGUCGCUGUUCGGCAGGGACUUUAAGCAGGGGCUGGGAGACCUCGAUGGUGUGCCCCUGGUCAUCAGGAAGUGCAUCACGGAGAUCGACAGCAGGGCUUUGACGAUGAAGGGUAUCUACCGUGUGAACGGUGUGAAGACACGUGUGGAGAAGCUUUGCCAGGCCUUUGAGAAUGGAAAGGAGCUGGUGGAGCUGUCUCAAGCCUCGCCUCAUGAUAUCAGCAACAUACUGAAGCUCUACCUCAGACAGCUGCCAGAGCCUGUCUUCCCCUUCUGUCUCUAUCCGUCUCUGAUGGGGAUGGCCAAGGAAAGCCUGCUUUCUGAAUCUCCUAGCCCAGAGGGAGGUGUUCUGACAGACAUGGGUCCUGAGACUCCCACGGAGGUCCUAAAUCUGGUCCACAAACUGAGGGAGUUAAUACAAAAGAAGCUUCCCAAGGCUAACAUAGCCAUACUGCGCUAUAUUACAAAGCACCUGCGCAGGGUCUGCGGGUGCGAGCAGGAGAACAAGAUGAGUGCCAGUAACUUGGGCAUUGUGUUCGGCCCCACCCUGAUGCGCCCCCGUCCUUCCGGGGCCACCGUGUCUCUGUCCUCCCUCGUGGACUACCCCCACCAGGCACGCAUCGUGGAGACCCUCAUAGUCUUCUACAGCACGCUCUUCCACGAAGCCUCCUGCAGCACCACAGAUUCCCCCCCGGCCCUAAGCCAGGACAGUGGAGGUGAGGACUGGGUAGACUGUGGAGAUGUCUACGGGGGAGACGAGGGAGAAAGCCAUGGAGGGGACGAGGGAGAAGCCUACAGGGGACACGAGGGAGAAGCCUACAGGGGAGACGAGGGAGAAGCCUACAGGGGAGACGAGGGAGAAGCCUACGGGGGAGACGAGAGAGAAUGCUACGGGGGAGACGAGGGAGAAAGCCAUGGAGGGGACGAGGGAGAAGCCUACAGGGGAGACGAGGGAGAAGCCUACAGGGGAGACGAGGGAGAAGCCUACAGGGGAGACGAGAGAGAAUGCUACGGGGGAGACGAGGGAGAAGCCUACGGGGGAGACGAGAGAGAAUGCUACGGGGGAGACGAGGGAGAAAGCCAUGGAGGGGACGAGGGAGAAGCCUACAGGGGACACGAGGGAGAAGCCUACAGGGGAGACGAGGGAGAAGCCUACGGGGGAGACGAGAGAGAAUGCUACGGGGGAGACGAGGGAGAAAGCCAUGGAGGGGACGAGGGAGAAGCCUACAGGGGAGACGAGGGAGAAGCCUACAGGGGAGACGAGGGAGAAGCCUACAGGGGAGACGAGAGAGAAUGCUACGGGGGAGACGAGGGAGAAGCCUACGGGGGAGACGAGAGAGAAUGCUACGGGGGAGACGAGGGAGAAAGCCAUGGAGGGGACGAGGGAGAAGCCUACAGGGGAGACGAGGGAGAAGCCUACAGGGGAGACGAGAGAGAAUGCUACGGGGGAGACGAGGGAGAAGCCUACAGGGGAGACGAGGGAGAAGGCUACGGGGGAGACGAGGAAGAAGGCUACGAGGCAGACGAGGGAGAAGGCCAUGGAGGGGACGAGGGAGAAGGAUACGGGGCAGAAGGCUACGGGGGAGACGAGGGAGAAGGCUACGGGGGAGACGAGGGAGAAGGCUACGGGGGAGACGAGGAAGAAGGCUACGAGGCAGACGAGGGAGAAGGCCAUGGAGGGGACGAGGGAGAAGGAUACGGGGCAGAAGGCUACGGGGGAGACGAGGGAGAAGGCUACGGGGGAGACGAGGGAGAAGCCUACGGGGGAGACGAGGGAGAAAACAGGACAAAUUUACUAACCAACAGCAAUGAGACACCAAAUAACCACUCAGGAAGAUCAGUGAAUUCAGACUCAGAGGAAGACCUGAACACUGGAAAUAUCAACUGAGGAAAAUUAGUCACUACACUGACUGGAUUUCUUAUUGCUUUCCGAAAUGUAAUGUUAAUUUAAUUUCAUGUUUUUUUUCCCAUCAGUUUUGCCAAAAUGCACCACACCAAUGUUCUUGUUAUAUCUUGGACAAAUACAAGGAAGGAAUGAGUGAGAUUCAGUAUUUCUUGAGUUAACUGUGUGCUAUUUCCUGGCCACCCUUGUUAUGCAGUAUUAUUACACUGUGGGUUUAUGCUCUAGCCUGACCUCUACCUUCAUGUGCUCACAAACACUUCAGCACUGCUGCUUGGUAUGUGCUGGAAUAUUUUUACAUUGUUACAGUCUAGUAUUACUUUUUUACAAGUGGUGACAUUAAAUACCAGUUUAGCAAUA
Molecule: messenger RNA, 4659 nt
Organism: Esox lucius (northern pike)
Lineage: Eukaryota; Metazoa; Chordata; Actinopteri; Esociformes; Esocidae
Product: rho GTPase-activating protein 45
Exons: 22
Coding region: 100-4287 (1395 amino acids)
Biological process (GO): activation of GTPase activity; signal transduction
Cellular component (GO): membrane
Molecular function (GO): GTPase activator activity
Source: RefSeq, a predicted model, not a curated record